AUGAAAAAUGUCCUUUUCAUUAGUAAGCCACCUGAUAAAAACAAUAUAAAAAUGUCAGUGCAUAAACUUUCUCAAGAAGAGGAGUUGGAAACAACAUUUUCCUGGCUGACAGAAGAACUCAAGACCAAAAAAAAUAGAACGAGCAAAACAAUAAUCUACUGUCAGUCAAUAAAUGCGUGUGGGGAAUUAUAUUCCAUGAUGGAUAGUGUUCUUGAUGGAGAUGCCGUCUCCAACAUUGCCAUGUUUCACAGUAAGACACCUGAGGCUUUGAAAACACAGGUCUUAGAUAAUUUUGUUCCCAUGGAUGGCCCAGUGAGGGUAGUGGUUGCUACCACAGCCCUAGGAAUGGGGGUAAAUAUCCCAAAUGUGGAAAGGGUAUGCCAUUUUGGCAUACCUGAUGCUGUGGAAGAAUAUGUUCAGGAAAUCGGGCGGGCACGACGAGAUGGGAGGAAAAGCCACGGUAUAUUGUAUUUUAAGUCCUACCAUUUGGCACAUUGCGAUGAUAGCAUGAAAGCAUUGAUCAGAAAUCCAGAAACCAAAUGUAGACGUGAGAUGGUGGCGAUGCACUUUAAAACAAAGCAUGCAAAAGUUUCCCCUUUACAUGACUGUUGUGACGUGUGUACUGAAAAGUGUGAUUGUUCCCUGUCAUCUUGCAAGGAAGGUCCUCACAUGGCCCAACCUGCUAUAACUGAAGGCAAUGCUCCAAUGAGAACUGUAGAGGAUGAUGAAAGGCAGCUUUUGCGUGAAAUUUUGCAAGAAUUGAAAGACUCCACAAAUGCCUCUGGCUCAAUAUUUGGGUCAAACAAUUUAUUGGCACAGAUAGAUGACAAUUUAAUAAAAGAACUGGUGAACAGCUGUGAGUACAUCUUCACUACUUCUUACCUGAUGGAAAACUUUGCAAUAUUUAAUAUUGACACUGCCCAACAGAUUCUCACUGUGUUUGCGGAUGUGUUUGGGGAUAUAGAAGAGGUAGAAUUUGUAACAGCUAUGGAAUUGUCAAAGUUUGAGGAAGAUGAUCCUCUUUAUCUUAAUCACUGUUACUCUGAAGAUGUGGAGGAAAUCCUUUCAGAAGACGAGCUAAGUUAUGAUUUUGAUUAUUAA
Messenger RNA from Porites evermanni, 1101 nucleotides. Lineage: Eukaryota; Metazoa; Cnidaria; Anthozoa; Scleractinia; Poritidae. The record is from the annotation of a GenBank genome assembly.